Parathielavia appendiculata is the source of this 932-nucleotide messenger RNA. RefSeq lists its product as uncharacterized. NCBI's taxonomy places the organism in Eukaryota, Fungi, Ascomycota, Sordariomycetes, Sordariales, Chaetomiaceae. The transcript has a single exon. Bases 187 to 855 code for a protein of 222 amino acids. The record is from RefSeq and is a predicted model, not a curated record.
UCCUCCCCUUCUUCUUCCUCGAUAAAGGGGAGGUUUGCCCUCGUUGUUUGAUUCAACCGGAAGGGGAUCCGGCUGCGUUGCAGGACCUCCGCCUUCUUCGACCCCGUCCAUAGGGGCGACUAGACUGUCCCAAAUAAGGAGAUAUCCGCUCACCACCUACGAUAAGUCAAGAUCAACGCUCAGGUUAUGGUUAGCAGUUCGGGUCCGCAGGGGCGUCGACAAGGAGCUGGCGCGGAGGAGGAAGCAGCAGCAGCCAGGCGAGGAGUUCCCUUUUUCGCCGUCACCGAUUCCGGACGCGUGGUUUGGGGCCCGUCUAGACAAACUCGGGAACUUGGGCGGUCCAACGGCGUCCUCACACAUAACAGUCUCAUUCCCAUCCCAGGCAGCGAACGUCCAGGUCCAAGUUACUGCGCCUUUCUGGACAGGACCCAGUGGCUGGAGACUAAGAAAAACGAGAAUGGAGUCCAACUGGUUUAUGCGAGUACCGGCGGGGCUAGUAGCGUCCCUAUUAUCGAGCUAUGCCCGACACAAUGGCAGGACCAAAGUCACGAGAACGAGGGACUACAUGGCUGGCACUGGUCAAAGCUGGCCAGUGUACGAUGCAACCGUUCCGCACCUGGAGCUGUCCACGAAGGUACGAAAUAUGGUCGCUCUGUUUUCAGGUUGCCGUACCUCAACCUGAGCACAAUGGAAUACUCGAACUCAGGCAUGGAUAAUGUGGACGCGUUCGGGCUCCUAGUUGAACCGGAUGAUCUUGCUUUGGCGGUCAGAUUCGAUUGCGUUCCCGGACCAACAGAUAUUUGGGGGAAAAUUCAGGGAAUCCCAUGGGUUGUUAAGGAUACGCCGCCUUCUUAGUUUCACUUGCAGUAGGAAAGAGACAAGUGAAAGGAGAUAAGUGGGUGUUAUACAGCUUGUCGCCGCAAUGACGCAGA